Colletotrichum scovillei is the source of this 2820-nucleotide messenger RNA. RefSeq lists its product as uncharacterized. Lineage: Eukaryota; Fungi; Ascomycota; Sordariomycetes; Glomerellales; Glomerellaceae. The transcript is spliced from 4 exons. The record is from RefSeq and is a predicted model, not a curated record. Gene Ontology annotation, molecular function: protein binding. Bases 1 to 2820 code for a protein of 939 amino acids.
AUGGAUCCUCUGUCUGUAUCCAGUGGCGUUGCGGGUCUUGUUUCCCUUGGACUUACUGUCUGCAAAGGUAUCAAUACCUUCUGCCAAGAUUACAGAUCACGCGACUUUGAUCUCAUCAACCUCACGGAGCAUGCACAAAGACUAGACUCGUUCCUUCAGCUGAUACAAACUCGGUUGCAAGCAAGUCAUCGCAUCGACUCAGCGCUUUCAAUGUCCCUGAAGAACUGUUUUGACGCCUCUCAGGGAUGCAUUCAGGAGUUUGAAAGCCUGACUAAGAAGCAAACCCGGUCACCAGGGCCAAGAGAAGUCAAGGAGUAUAGAAAAGAUGCCGCGAGACAUUUGCUGUAUCCCUUGCAAAAGGCCAAGUUUGACAGACUAAAGACAGAAAUGCAAGGGUUCUACACCGCAAUGACAAGUUAUUUGCUCCUCCUUAACCACGACCUUGCCAAUGAGAUACGAGAAGCUGCGAUUUCCGAAUCCGUCAAAAUGGCUUCUCUAAUCAUGUAUGAAAAUCAGAAGACAUCAAGCCAAAUAGCUGCCUUGUUGCCUGCUUUGGAAAGAGUGAUUGAUACAAAGCUGGCUGGGCUCGAACGCUCGUCAUUGGUAUCGUUGAGGUCUAGCCCAGGAGCCGACGACGUUUCAAUGAAUUCCUCGCCUUCAUCGCCUCCGUCACCGAAACAUGGUGGGAUGAGUCUGCAUAGCAAGAACGAAAGUUGGAGUGACACCGCAGACUGCUUGGCAGACAAUUUCCUCACAAGUGAUGCCAUGGCCCAAGCAUCGUCUCGUAUCAAAAUCGAAGAUAAUGCACCGAAUACUUUGCCUUCUUCAGAAGUACCGAAAGACGAAAUUUCUCAGAGUUUUGGGUGUUCUUGUAGGGCUGACUCUUUCUUCGGACGACGAGACGUGUCUAUCCGUUGUCGCCCCAAGCACGACAGCCAUUGCGACCUCUUCUUCACGAACCCCAGUCAACGAGCCAUAAAAGGCAAGCUCCAACUUUUCAGCAUUCUGAUUUCUUGGAAAUUGGAAAUCCAGUACUCACGGCGACUGAUCUACCGAGAUUUACAGAUUCAUCCUGCAAUAGCAAUAGCAGCGCGGUCCUUGGUAUCCAAUGACUCACCUGCUUUUGCAUUGGUCGAUGAAUUAGUUGGUGGAGCUCCAGAUAUUACAGCAGAAGCUCUUCAAGCUCAGAUAUCAUCAGUGUCAAAGGACCUGAGAUGCCUGUUCAGCAGCGGCAGAGCCUCGCCAAGUGAUGUCAACUUCGGCGAUCAAACCCUUCUGCAUGAACUUGUACUUAUGGGUGUGCCCCUUAACGAAAGUGGGUGUUUCGGCCGCAAGAUAAUGACGUUGAAAGGUUUCGAUUACGGUCCCUUAUCCUCUGCGAUUUUCCAAAAGUCGGAACCGGCUCUCCGAAGAAUUCUGAUGGCGUCGUCAUCCAUCAUGACCGAGCGAUGCCACAACAACCUGACUCCUCUUCAUGUGGCCGCUUACUGGCCGAGAGGCCUCCAACUGCUUUUCGAAUUGGCUGGAGAUGCCUGUCGGCAAAUCAUUGAUCUCGAAGACGCCACGCAACUCACGGCAAUUCAUUCGGCUGUACUCUUGCAUCAAGUGGACUCCGUCAAAUUGUUGCUUGAACAGGGAGCCAGCAUCGAUCUUGAGAACACUGCUACGUUCUUUGGACACCCUUUUACUCUCGACGCUGAUUAUCAAAGCCAGGAAAUUAUCGACUUGUUAUGUGAUGAACUAGCCGUUCGCAGGAGAGAGAUGUUGCGUUUCGCAAGGAAAAACUUAACGGUAGAAGAAUUGUUCACCCUAGGCACAACGAAACAAACUGUUCUCCAAGCGAAUGCGUUUGAAGUUCUGCAGGCACUUCAGGCCAGAAAUGUCGACAUACCUUCAAUCUUUCAGCGAGUUCGACCUGGAUCAAUCUACCAUUCUCCGGUGAUGAAUGGUCAAUUGGCUGAAGGUUUAUACCGCUCCGGUUUCGAAGGGUUCAACUCCGCAUUCAAUGGUUGUACCCCGCUAGCAACCAUGAGAAUAUUCGGUGACCAUUUCGAGGACAAUCCUGACGAUUUAUUGAACUCUAUCGCCUGGUUUGAUGCUCACGGGGCCGACAUCAAGCAUGCCAUCCCUACUUUCAGCUGCAAUUCGAACGAGAUAAUAUGUUCAUCGUCUGCGUCUCCCACUACUCUUCUUCGAUUGGCCACUGCUUUUGGGAAAACGGCAAAACCUUCAAGCCCACCUCUUUACCAUGUCAAGAACAAGUCACUCCUUACACGAAUCUUAUCUGACACUUCUAGAGACGAUUGCAAUUGUCAUUGCUCAAGCCGAGGAUGUAGUCCGGCCUCCGCAUUCGCCAAGGCUUGGUCCAGAGAUGUCAGUUAUGUCAGCGAAUUUUGGAUAUUGGAUCACUUGUGGCAUGUCUUUUCAACCAUUCUGCAUACUUCGCGUCAACAAAGCCAGCAACCUUUGCUAGACUUUGUACGCGCGACGACGUUUGAUUUCCUCGGUAUGAGCCAUACAUGCUGCAAGUAUAAUUACGAUACCAGGAGAAGAGCCAGAAAUAUCAAGAAUGUGUAUGAUGAGAUAUGGAUAAUGGACCCAAAGGAAGUGGCGGAAAUACAAGAAGAAGACCGAUAUUUGGCCGACAACUUGGAAGAAUUGAUGGAAGAAUUUUCUGUUAGGUUGAAUAAUCCAAGUUUUGACCUAGGAGACUUUGGGGACUAUUGGCGCACACGAUUGGAAGAGGUUGAGGGAACGAAAGAAGAGUUGACCUGUGAGGAUAUUCGCGCGAUCCGAGAAAUCGGUAUCAAUUUAGAAUGA